Molecule: messenger RNA, 3347 nt
Organism: Gasterosteus aculeatus aculeatus (three-spined stickleback)
Lineage: Eukaryota; Metazoa; Chordata; Actinopteri; Perciformes; Gasterosteidae
Gene: fem1a
Product: fem-1 homolog a
Molecular function (GO): protein binding
Source: RefSeq, a predicted model, not a curated record
UAGACCUGUCAAACAACACCAAACGCCAUCUUGACAGCACCCUCAAAAUGGCAGAAAGAUGCGAGCCAGAAGCCGCGUCCGAGCUUAGAUGUCACCUCCCUGCUUUUUAAAACACUUUUCUCCAGAAACGAGCGGUUAUGGGGCCGGCGCCCCGCGGGGCAGCACAUAGUCUGUAAGAUGGAUGUACCGACGGCGGUUUUCAACGCGGCCAGAGACGGUAAGCUGAAACUUAUCCAGAAGUUGCUGAGCAACAAAAGUCCAGAGGAGCUGGAGGCUUUAGCCGAGGAGAAGACGCAGGGAGGCACCGCUCUGCUGGUGGCCUCCCGCUACGGACACCUGGAGGUCGUGGACUACCUCCUCGACCACUGCCGAGCCAACGUCGAACUCGGCGGCGCGGUCAACUUCGACGGCGAGACCAUCGAGGGGGCUCCGCCGCUGUGGGCGGCCUCGGCCGCCGGUCACCUCCCCGUGGUGAAGGCGCUCCUGAAGCGGGGCGCCUCGGUGAACAACGCGACGCUCACCAACUCCACGCCGCUGCGGGCCGCCUGCUUCGACGGCCACCUGGAGAUCGUCCGCUACCUGGUGGAGCACAGGGCCGACAUGGAGGUGGCCAACCGCCACGGGCACACCUGCCUCAUGAUCUCCUGUUACAAGGGCCAGAAGGAGAUCGCCAAGUUCCUCCUGGACCGCGGCGCCGACGUCAACCGCAAGAGCGUGAAGGGAAACACCGCCCUGCACGACUGCGCCGAGUCGGGCAGCCUGGACAUCAUGAAGAUGCUGCUCAAGUGCAACGCGCGCAUGGAGAGGGACGGCUACGGGAUGACCCCGCUGCUCGCCGCCAGCGUCACGGGUCACACCAACAUCGUGGAGUACCUCGCCCACCAGCCUCGCACCUCCAGGGAGGACCGCGUCGACGCCCUGGAACUGCUCGGGGCCACUUUCGUGGACAAGAAGCGGGAUCUGCUGGGGGCCAUGAGGUACUGGAGGAGAGCGAUGGAGCUGAGGCAACCGGGGGACAAAGCGGGCUGCUUGGGCAAGCCGCCACCCGGCCCCCCGGUCCUUGCCUACGGCUGCGCGCAGGAGGUGGGCACAGCGGAGGAGCUGGAGGCUCUGAUCACAGACCCCGAUGAGAUGAGGAUGCAGGCUUUGUUGGUUCGCGAGCGCAUCCUGGGGCCGUCGCACCCGGACACCUCCUAUUACAUCCGUUACCGGGGGGCCGUGUACGCGGACUCGGGCAACUUUGAACGCUGCAUCAGCCUUUGGAAAUAUGCUUUGGACAUGCAGCAGAGCAACCUGGACCCUCUCAGCCCCAUGACGGCCUCCAGUUUCCUGUCUUUUGCGGAGCUCUUCUCUUUUGUCCUUCAAGACCGGGCCAAAGGCACCCUGUCCACCCGCGUCACCUUCCACGAUCUGAUGACCGUGCUGGGGAAAAGUGUGAGGGAGGUCGAGCGAGCCGUGGCGCAGAAGGACAAUCCCCCCGAGGCUCCUCAGUUCACCAAAGCGCUGUCCAUCAUCCUCCACCUCAUCUUCCUCCUGGAGAAGCUGGAGUGCAGCCCCGAGCAGGAGCAUCAGAAGAAGCACACCGUGUACCGCCUGCUGAAGCUGAACCCCCGAGGCCGCAGCGGCUUCACCCCCCUGCACAUGGCCGUGGACAAGGAGACCACGUCCGUCGGCCGCUACCCCGUCGGCCGCUUCCCCUCGCAGGCGGUGGCGGCGCUGCUCCUGGAGUGCGGCGCGGACGUGGACUCGCGCGACGGCGAGAACAACACGCCGCUGCACGUGGCCAGCAACAACGGCUGCCCGGAGAUUAUGGCGCUGCUCAUGAAGGCCGGGGCGCACUUCGACGCCACAAACGCACAGAGGAAGACGGCGUACGAGCUGCUGGACGAGCAGAGCGGCGGGCACCCGGCCCUCUGCCCGCUGAACCAUGUCACCCUGCAGUGCCUGGCGGCGCGCGCCAUUGAGAAGCACAGACUGCCCUACAGGGGACUCAUCUCUGAGGAGAUGGAGGCUUUCAUCGAACUGCACUGACCUCCGUCGCUGCCCCCCCCCCCUCCCCCUGCACUACACUUGGUGUUGUCCCCCCUCCGAGACUUUAUUGUGACCCGCCACAGGCUUCCAUCGCACCUCCGUCAUUCUCCUCGUGGCCUUUGACCUUAUGUCACAGGUCGCCAUGGCGAUACACACCCAGCUAAAGCCUCUGGCUGUCGAUCUGUUCACCUAUCGCCUCAUUCUAACAUUAAGUCAAAUUGAUUGUUGAUUUCUACUGCUAUUUAAAGCUGGUCGGGACUCCGACGUGGGAUAGACUUCAAUGCAAUUCACCUGUUUAUUGUCCCUGAGCUGUAUGUACGUAUUACUGGAAGCAUUUGAACAAACACGGAAUACGGAAGCUCACUUGUUGUUUCGCUAAUUCUUUAAGAAAGCACGUGUUUGACCCGACUUACUGUAUACCAUCUGUUAUGUUUCUUUGAUGCCGCCAAGUGUUACUGAGCCAAAUGUCGAAAUGCCGUGUGCCGUUACAGGCUGCACCAGUGGCAAAAUGAAAAGCAACUAAUUAUCCUCCUGAUUACAAGCCGAAGUAAAGUGGAGACGCACACGCGUUGAGAAGAAGACACUUUGCAGCCUCCGCACGUCACCUAAUGCAGCUUGUGAUAUUCCAGUUUCUCAAGCAAAGAUUCACUACGUAAACAAACAAGAUUUUACACCAGAUUAUUUCUUCACGUGGUAAUCGAACCCAGGGCUGCUUCGCUGACGAUCUGAAAGCUUCCGGAUUGAUGAUGUAUGAAUGUCGGAAUGAACGGUUUCAUAGCCCAGAUCCUAAAGUGUGCCCACGUAUGCUCUCAUCUCCGGGGUCACGCCAACAACCAACUAGUUCGGCCAAAGAAGCGGCGUCGGAACGAGGACGCGCUGUGAAGGGCAGGACGGCGCUUGAGCCCCUGGAUUGUCUGUGUGUGUGUGCGUGUGUGUGUGUGUGUGUGUGUGUGGGGGGGACAAAAAGAAACAAGCAAACUGUUCCUGAUCAAGUGUCAAUUCUCUUUUGUAGUGAAUUCUCCCUUUAACUUCGGACGCAGUCUCACAGAAACGGAUAGGGCCAUUCCCGCGUCUUAAGUCAUACUAUUAAUAGUCCCUCUUUUGUUUCUCUUGUGUUAUCAUGAAUGUUUUAUUCCUGCUGAGCGCCACCCAGCCGAAAGCACACAGAGAGGCUGUAAAUCCUAAAUGGACACACUCACGUCGGGCGCUAUGAACUAUCGCUGCCUUUCUCUUUCUCAGCUGAUUUGUUUAACCGAUGAUAACUCAAGGACAAAGUGGGUCGGGGAUACUUGAAUAAAAUUCAGUAUCGCAACAUG